UAACAUCUUGAAGUUCCUCGAUAUGCUCAGUUCAUUGUAGCCCGACACAGAGAAACACACAGGCAGUGCCUCUUGGUCAGACAUCUUAUCUCAACAUGUCUUCAGAACUGGAAACUGCCCCACAUUUUAGAGUGAAAUACAGCAGUGAGGCCAAUGAAAAUGGAGAGGUGAAGACGCAGUACCAGGAAGUCAACUUACCACAAGGCGAUGGACAAACACAGAAGAAAAGAAGCUGUUUCAGAGCUUUUAAAGUGUGCCUGGGAGUGCUGUAUCUUCUGAUUCUUGCUGGAAUCACGACACGCUAUAUUUCAGUCACUUUGGAAAAAGAGCAGCUGCAGAACAAAUACAACAAACUGAGCAACAAUUACAGCCAACUGCAAACCCAACUUUUAGUGAAGUGUCCUGUCGAUUGGGCCAAAUUUGGAAUGAGCUGUUACUUUAAAUCCACUGAGAGGAAAAUUUGGUCUGACAGCAAGGCAGACUGUCAGUCCAGAGGAGCCAAUCUGGUGAUCAUAAACAACAAAGAGGAACAGGUGGGUGUGUUUGUUUGAUGCAACUGCCAGAAGUUCUGUGUUUUUGACCAUCUGUCCAUCUACUGUCUAUUGAUCUAUCUAUUUUAUAAAGGACAAGAGAAGUGAACUGAAAUGUUUCAUCUCAUUUAGUUUUUCUUUCAGACAAAUUCACAACAUGAUAUUACAACAACAGAAGUACUGAAUUAUGACUGGCCGAAAUAUUUAUGUCUGUUUUCAAUUAGGAAUUUAUUUAACUGAAUAUGAGAGGAGAGUCCUGGAUGGGUCUGACAGCCGGUUACAAAAGUAAAACUGGGGGACAUGAAUGGGAAUGGGUGGAUGGAUCCCCGCUGACAGAGGCGUUUUGGGCGCCAGGCCAGCAGGAUCCUGUUCAUGGUUUUUCUGCAGUAUGCUGUGAAAUUAAGGGGAAAUGGACACGAUCACAAUCUUCUUCUUAAUUUUCUUGUAUUCCUUUCUGAUUUCUUCAAAAGUUAAAAUAUUCAGUUUGAUGGAAAUAUUCAGUUUACCAACAAGCCCUUA
Haplochromis burtoni (Burton's mouthbrooder) is the source of this 1049-nucleotide messenger RNA. RefSeq names its product C-type lectin domain family 6 member A-like. NCBI's taxonomy places the organism in Eukaryota, Metazoa, Chordata, Actinopteri, Cichliformes, Cichlidae. The record is from RefSeq and is a predicted model, not a curated record. The transcript has 5 exons. Bases 96 to 551 code for a protein of 151 amino acids.